Molecule: messenger RNA, 1861 nt
Organism: Panonychus citri (citrus red mite)
Lineage: Eukaryota; Metazoa; Arthropoda; Arachnida; Trombidiformes; Tetranychidae
Product: manganese-dependent ADP-ribose/CDP-alcohol diphosphatase-like
Exons: 3
Coding region: 16-1695 (559 amino acids)
Molecular function (GO): CDP-glycerol diphosphatase activity; ADP-ribose diphosphatase activity; manganese ion binding
Source: RefSeq, a predicted model, not a curated record
CAAUCAUCAAAGAAAAUGUUUAAUUAUUACAACAAUUUACUUCUUUUAAUAAGUUUGGCUCAAGUUGAACGGAUUAAUUUAAAUUGUUGUAUGUUGACAUCUACUGGUCCAGUUGUGAUUAAUCAACUAAUCAACUCACAUCAUGUUCAUAGGAUUUCAUGUUUACCUUUGAUUCUGGUGAAAAGCUCAUUACUCCGGUGGAGUGAGGAUUAUAUUAAUCACCUUAAUCACCAUAAAGUUAAAUUACAAUUCAUUCCCACCGGUGGUCAGUGUUCAAAUUUAUCUUCUUGUGGUCAAUUUAACCCUUUAAAUUGGGUCAAGGGUGUCAACCUUAAAGUAAACCCAACAACAAUCAAUUGCUGUUGUGAAUAUAAAACCAAAGGUUUGGUUGAUCGUUUUGAUUGUGAUCCAUUUUUUGACAAUAACAUUCCCUCAUCAAGACAAUUAACCACUUCCACCAUGUCUGAAAUUGAUUCCACUACAAUUAAUCAUGAUUCAUCUUCUCCUGGUAAUCAAUUAAUUGCUAAAUUUGGUGUUCUAACUGAUGUUCAAUAUGCUGAUACCGAUGAUAAACCAGCUCAUUAUGAUCCAACUAAGACGAGAUAUUAUCGAGCUUCGUUAAAUCAUGUUGUUCAUGCUUUUAAUCACUGGGACAGGGAAACAAUUAAGCCAACCUUUGUACUACAAUUUGGUGAUAUAAUUGAUGGACUUAAUAAACGUACCAAUGGUUUAGAUCCUCUUGAAGCAAUUAAUAAAACACUGGCCACUUUUGAAGCUCAUCCAACAAUCCCAACCUUUCAUGCUGUUGGUAAUCAUGAAUUGUAUAACUUUGAUAGAGCCGAGAUAAUUAGUCUAUUUCGUGAUUCACUAAUUAAGAAGACAAAAGUUAAACCAGAUCUGAUGGGUUUAAAUUUAAACGUCAAUGAAAAUCCAGUUAAUUGUUCAUCGUCAUCUUCAUCAUCGUCAUCAUCAGCUAAUUAUACUCUCUAUUAUAAAUUUACUCCAUCACCUAAAUUGAAGAUAAUUGCACUUGAUUGUUUUGAAAUCUCGGUAAUAGGCUACGAUCCUAAUCAUCCUAAUUACCGUCAAGCCGAGGAGAUACUUUAUAAAUAUCAUGGUCAUCGGGAUUUUGACCUUUGGGACAUUGAUGAUCAUCUACCGGAAGGUCCAGAGAAAAGGUUUCAACAGAUGAACGGAGCUCUCAGUGAACAGCAAUUAACUUGGCUAUCAAGGGAACUUCAAGAUUCCGAGUUGAAAGGAGAAAAGGUCAUCGUUUUUGGACAUGUUUGUCUUCACCCUGGUUCGUGUGAUUGGUCCUGUUUGGUCUGGAAUUAUGAUCGAGUCAUUGAAACUUUUCACAAGUACAAUUGUGUAAUUAGUUACAUGUCUGGACAUGCACACAAAUUUGGACAUUCGGUCGACGAAAAGGGAAUUCAUUACAUCGUCUAUCAUGGAGUCAUUGAAACAUCUCCGACCAAUGAAGCUUUCGCAACCAUUUCCCUUUAUCAUGAUCGACUUCAGGUUGAUGGUUAUGGUUUAGAAAAAAGUUUAACACUUCCGCUUCCUUCAUCCGCUGUUUCCUCGGUACCUCCUGCUGUCGUUACUCCAUUAGGCUCAUCCAAUGGUUACGAUGUUUCCAAUUAUGCUGAUCCAGUUUCCAAUGAAAGUCCAACCACAAUCAGAGUUACCGUUUAAAUAACAUCUUUGUAUCAUAUUUGAAAUCAUUUACUUUUUGUUUGCGUCUUAAUUGUUAUCAUAUAAACAAACACCACUGUUAUUGCUAAAUUAUGAUAAUAUGAACAAAAUUAUCAUAUAUUAUUAAAAAAAAAUCAAUAUAUUUGUUUGAUCAAUUUCCAAACAA